AUGCAAGAUCCAACAUACCCACUCGUGCCGAUAGCCAGCAUCGUCGCGGCCGUCCUUGUGCUUCUUACUCUGAUCACAUCCGGCGUGCGCGGCGCAUACAAUCGCGGAGUGGUCAUGUUCGAAGGAUGGGUACUCGUCGGGCUCAUCAUAACGGCCGUCCAAACCAUUGUCUGGCGCGACACUUCGCAUAUCAUAGCGCCUGUAUUUUGCGAUAUCUGUGAGUCCAUUGUAUUCUUAGCCCAUCACAACUCCCUGCUCUCCAUCAUGACCUCUUUGCAUGACUACGAUAGAGGAACAAAUGCUGACCCUGGGUGUUGUCUAUCAGCGUCGCAUCUCGCGAUUGGGCUGACGGUUGGCAUUCCGGCUUGUUCGUUCGUCAUCACUAGGAGGCUGUGGCUCAUCGUAGACGGGAAAUCGCCCAUGGACCAGUCGAAGCUUCGCAGUGAAAUCUUCAUCGACUACUUCUUGGGGCUCGGCGUGCCCGUCCUGAGCAUGAUACUGUACUAUAUCGUGCAAGGUGUGCGAUUUCAGAUCGUCGAAAACUACGGCUGCGCGUCUGGCGUCUAUCAAAGCGGAGUCGCGAUUCUUCUCCUAGACAUAUGGCCCUUGGUGCUCCCACUUGCCUCAGCAACGCUCUACUGCUGGCGUAUCGUUCUUCAUCUUCACCGUCAUAGGCGCACUGUGAACGGCGUUCUCCGUCAUCAUAUCGGGAUGGAUCGAUCACGGUAUGUACGCGCCCUCGCGCUCGGAUGCGUGGACAUCUUGCUCUCUCUUCCCGUUGGCAUCAUCUCCUUCGUUCUGGCCGUAGGCGUCGGCCCGUCGUUUCCCUUCUGGCCUGGAUGGUCAGAGAUCCACACAGCAUGGGAACCUUUGGCUACUCCCUCCCACAUCUGGCAAGAAGACCCGUGGUUCCGCUUCAGGAUCUACUGGAAUAGUUGGGUCAAUGUCUUCUUCGGCAUCGCCAUAUUCUCUCUGUUCGGCUUGAACCUGGAGUCCAGGAAGAUCUAUAGUGGCGUCUUUGGAAGGACAAAGGAAGGUGUAUACAUCGCAAAAGAGUGGUCAUCGGGGGUCAUCACUUCGACAUUGGUACCGGCCUCGCAACAUAGUACCAUCGAGAUCAUGCAACCGUCCCGCGAAUCCAUUGUUGCUGAGAAGAGACAACGACAAAUGGACGAAUUUGCGGAGCUUGACACGUUGCAUUCGCUUGAGAACGGGUUCGCCGGGGCCAUCACUGUUACCAUCGAAGUUGGGGAGGAGAUUUACAGACCCGGCGGAGUUGACGGCGCUGUUCCAUUCUACUACGAGGAGAAGCGCGGUAACGGUCUCGGAGGCCAUGGGAUGGUAUGA
This is a messenger RNA of Peniophora sp. CBMAI 1063, 1347 nucleotides long. The record is from the annotation of a GenBank genome assembly. Lineage: Eukaryota; Fungi; Basidiomycota; Agaricomycetes; Russulales; Peniophoraceae.